UUAUUUUGAAAAUGUGAAGCAUGGCAUUCAUGAAGUAGAGAACCAAAACACGACGAAAAAAAGCUAAAAUAAAAUAAAAUGAAAGAAUUGAACAGAAUGACCGCUUGCUUUAUCGUAAAGGCUGUAUUUCCUUACUGGAUGUCGCAAAAGCCACAGAGCAAUCGCUUUCACGACCCGAGGUUAAACGUUUGGUUAGGCAUGCGUGUAUAGUGACCCCUUCGCUGUAUUUGAAUUGAAAGAAAAUCCAACCGAGAGAGAGGAUACAACUGGAGGCUCAAUAAAACUUACCAUCCCGGGCGCAAAUUCCAAUAUUAAUUAUCGGAAUUAAAAAGCCAGGGAUUUAUAAAUUAUCCGAUAAUAUGAGGAUUAAUGAUGCACCAUAUACGUGAGAAAUAUUUACAACAAAAUUGCUGAACAAAAUAUUUAUAACAACAAAUACAUGUUCAUAUGAGUGAUUGAUUUAUGGGACAAGAUCCUUUUAUUUUUAUUUCUGUUCUGUUCACUUCGAAAAAAAUAUCCAAUUAAAAAUCAUUAAAAGCCCUGCGAUGAGUGAAAUUCAAAAAACUCGAAAUUAUCUAGAAAAUGAUCUCACCCACAUCAGGUCGAUCAUCUCCCUGAGUUCGCGCUGCCCGUAAUCUCGAAAAAAAAACCCAGAAAUUCCAUCAUCAACGAAAGUGGGAGAUGUGACAUGCUAGAUGGGCCUGAAAAUGAAAAUAACGAAAUGAAAACAAUGUCGCGGAUUGCGCAAUCGUUAACUAGGGCGGAAACAAUUGUGGCGGGCAAGUGCGAAGCGCCGGAAGAGGCCACUGUGCCUCAACAAUUCCCCCUCUUGCGUUAUGAUUUCAUCUCUAGCAAGUGCCCCUCACCCAUGGCAUAACCAUAACGAUCUAAUUUCCCGGCUUUUGUCGGUCUGACUAGACAAUCAAAAUUCAAAAGCAGAACGAUCCCGAUAUUUCAAGUCAAAACUAAAAAUCGCACUCGGUCGGGAAACGUCGGUUUGCGCACGCUGGGCGGGAUAUAAAUAAAUCACCAGGUGGCGCCGUACUAAUGUUGUAAACAAACGUAUAGUUACCCCGUUAAAAUCAAUCGAUUCUCAUCAGCUGUCAGCAGCCGAACGAUUUCACUUCAAUAGCUCAUUAAAUUUGGCAGCGAAACGCGACCGAAAACUCGGGCACGAGGUUAAAACCUUUCUCGCGCAUUGCCAUUUAUAUUUUCCCCCCUCCGUCACAAAUUACAUAAUCCAACUACUUAACUCGGGUACAAGUUAGUUGUGCAUAAUGGUGGCACUGGUUUUUUUUUUCACGAUUGUGUCAUCGUAGUUUAAGUUGUGAACCGACAAGCGUCACGCCAUGACAGGCCCAGUGGCUCUGCAAGACAAACCAUCGGUCAGACAUUGCGCGGAAUAAUCGACUGAUUGUGAUCUCCCAGCGAGUGUCCCACAUGUGGUCUCCACCUUGCUAUUAUACCCCAUUGCGAUCAUCGGCCUUUGGUCAUUCUUUGGGAGGUCCUACAACAACUUGAGCAGUAUUUCGGAAUGCAAAAAUGGCGGCGAGUGUGUAAUAAACAAGAAGAAUCGUACGGCUUGUAAGGCCUGCAGAUUGCGAAAAUGUCUGCUGGUUGGAAUGUCAAAGUCUGGCUCGCGAUAUGGAAGACGAUCGAAUUGGUUUAAGAUCCACUGCCUUCUCCAGGAGCAGCAGCAACAGCAGCAGAAUCAGCUGACAGCCCAGAGACAUCAGACAAACAAUCCUAUGAGUUCGUCCAUGGGAUUGCACACGACACCGAGAAGUAAGGAAGACUCCAUCAUGCUGGGACUGGAUGAUUACAAGAACUCUACAUCUCCCUCGAUCAGUUCCCCAGAGUCGCAUAACAGCGACAGUUCGGUGGAGGUGUCCGAGAGGCGAGCAGCUUAUGGUCUGCAUCCAGGAUUCAGGCCACUCCAUCCACACUUGCCACCGUCCGAUCUGUCAGCACUUGGAAAGGAGAUGAUGGGCCUUCCUCUGGGCUUUCAUCUUGGUGGUAUGUCACUGAUCCCCCCGACCUUCCUGCCACCACCGAGCCUAGCCAUGUUCUCGCCCUAUCAUCUGUAUGCACCAGCUCAUUCAAGCCUCAUUCCAAAUCAUCCGUCAUCAGUUAGGUCGCCCAUCGGCAGCAGCAACACCACGACUAUUGGAUCAGUCGAUGAUUGUGGAAAUAACAACAAUGAUCGGUAUACACAUAAUAACAACACAUCGAAGGGGAAUGAGCCGAACAUUCCAGAGACGUGUCACAAGAGGUUCUACCUGGACGCGGUACUGAAGAGCCAGAGGACGUCAUCAAGUCACUCGUCAGCGUCUCAUAAGUCAAGAUCAGCUGACCCAUCACCGCGAACAAGUCCGGAUAGAGAACUACCCCAGGACAAUCCCAUUGAUCUCUCCAUGAAGACCAACGUGACGACAGCUAGUGAUGAAUCAGACGAGGACAUCGAUAUGGAGGACAGCGAUUGUGACAGUCCACCACUCAAGAGACGACCUAUUGAUCUUACGACGAGAUCGUAAUAGAAUAUGGGGAUCGCUCAUCACCAUCAGCUCGCGCCAUAAUCAGACGUAUGGUAAUAACAAUGAUAUCAAUUUGUUUGGCGGGGUAAUUAACCAUCGGAGGGAGAUCUCAAUGAGGAUAAACAAGCUGGUGGUUAAUGCUGAUGGUUGUACCCUGGCACGUGUUAAAUACGUGUUACAAGAAGCUGAGGUACACGUGUCCCAUGGAUGCAUUCAAGAACGUUUUAUCUUGCAACUUGGAAAGGACUUCGAUUCCCUGUCGAUGUUUUAAAGCUGUACACCUUCAUCGAGGGUCAUCUCUGUCUUAUUGAUUUUGUCCCUUGGUUUUUUUUAUUCGUUGAAGGAGUUUGAACGGAUUUUUUUUUACUCCCAGAGGAUCAACCGGUUUCCCAUGUCUGGGGGAAUCGUAACAGAUCGUGAAACAUCAUUUCUGGAUGAUUCAGUGAAACUUGGCAAUGAGUCUGCUGUGAAACACUAGUCUAUCUGCUGGUGAGAGGGGGGAUUAUGAGCUGGACAAUACAUUUACCACUAUGUUAUCCGUGGACACGAGCUCAUCUUGCCUUUACACAGGUUGGCUUUUAGCGGCUUGUACUUGUUUUGCAUUUUCGCUUCUUUAUUUUCAACCAGUCUUGGGUUUUUAAUUCAUGAGCUGGACGAAUCGCCUUGGAAACAUAUGAAAUUGCUCCAUCCUGAGUUGACAAACGAAAAUACGAUAGCGAUGGUGGCCAGGGGGGGGAGGGGAGAGAUGAGGGUGAGAAUGUGCAAUCGGCCCUUUAAGGGGAGUCCCACAAAUUUAUGAUUGUUAGGGUUAGGAAUAGCGUAAGCGGAAGACGAAGAAUUGUGUAAAUAUGGAGAUUUGUUGGGACCAAGGCCAGUUUGUUUUUAUCACGUGUAUAUAUUAGUUGAAAUGAUUUUAUCGCAUUGAUUUAAUUGUAAUUGUUAAUCAGAGUAAGUUAAGGCAUUAUGGAACGUCCAAAGACGUGAAUUAUCGCACUUUGUAUCCAGACGAGGCCGUUUUUGUAAAUCAAGAAAUAUAUAAAUAAUUGUGAAAAAUAUUGGUUCUUCUGUUGAUUAAUUGAUUACCGUUCGUGGAUAAGAUGUCGACGGAUCAACUGGUGAGGUUCCAGAGAAACUCCAGCGGCUCCCGGGGCUGCAGCAGGGUUCCCUGGUUUCGUAGGCAGGCACCUCGUCGACUCCACCAUAUUUUAUCAAUAAGAACGAAAAUAAUUUCUCGCGAUAUUUCUGUGCUGUGUAAGAGCUGUUUAUCCUUUAAUCAAAUGCGUUGAUUAUUUUUAUUGGCAUUGUAACGUUGAGAUGUUAUCUCAAUAGAAUAAGAAUAGAACUCGACGUUUGACUGUUUCAUCUUAGCACGGAAAUACGAGGUUUGCGUGUGAACCUAACAAGUAAAAGGUUACGAGCAUAAAUAGGCAAUAUAAUGAAGCACAGGGUAAAGAUGGCCUGGGUAGUAACUCAUAAUGCACCCAAGAGCCAUGAAUAUUCAACGUACACGCAGUAUAAAUUCCAUCCUUACCUCUUUUCCUCCCACCCCCAACAACAACUUGUCUUGUACACCCAAUCUCACAUACAAAACAUACAUAUGCGUAUAAUUCACGGAUACAUCUAUAUAACCCUGGAAAUAGCCGGAGAUACCGCUGGUUAGAUAAAUUAUUACGGCUCAAAUAUCAAUUAGAGUUGGUCACAAGUGCGUUCACACUUUCCAGUGGUGACGACUUCUAGGUGGAAUUCGGUCCAAUCAGUUGGAUAUUUGAGCCCCGGGGGGUUUCGAAAUAUUUUUAUCGCUUCACUGUCGAAAUUUCGAAAAGAAGUUCGCUUCACGGAGAGAAAUACGAUUUUUUAAAAUUCCGGGUAAAUUUUUUUCAAGACUCGUGCGAUAUUAUCGCAAAAUGUAAUGGGCAAUGAAUAUAUUAUAUACUUGUAUGUUAUUUAGUUUUAUUUAUUGAUUUAGUUUUUAUUGAGUGGUCGUUUCGUAGGUAUAAAAUAUCCAUUUGUCUGUUAUCUAUUUAUAUAUUAUGUAAAAUAUAUAGUUAUUG
Diachasmimorpha longicaudata is the source of this 4585-nucleotide messenger RNA. RefSeq names its product knirps-related protein-like. The record is from RefSeq and is a predicted model, not a curated record. Gene Ontology annotation, molecular function: estrogen response element binding; zinc ion binding; nuclear receptor activity. The transcript has 2 exons. Gene Ontology annotation, cellular component: chromatin; nucleus. Gene Ontology annotation, biological process: regulation of transcription by RNA polymerase II. Lineage: Eukaryota; Metazoa; Arthropoda; Insecta; Hymenoptera; Braconidae. The coding region runs from base 1623 to 2534 and encodes 303 amino acids.